Messenger RNA from Medioppia subpectinata, 758 nucleotides. Lineage: Eukaryota; Metazoa; Arthropoda; Arachnida; Sarcoptiformes; Oppiidae. The record is from the annotation of a GenBank genome assembly.
AUGAUAUUGCAUUAUUUGCGGACACAUUACUGGACAUCGAUUAUGACAUCACAAGUGGUGACCGCAGAUGUGGUCACACAAGAGGACAAACCCGUGGACAGAGAGAAGAAGUGUCCUCUACUUCUUCGUGUGUUUCUCUCACUGACGGGUCGACACAACAAUUGCAACGAUUACUCGCGAAACGAUUGUCCGCCGAAUGAGCUGCAGGUCUACACGUGGACCGACGCCACUCUCAAAGAGAUCACAGGACUGGUGAAAGAGGUGAACCCGGAGUCGCGCCGAAAGGGCACGUUCUUUGACUUCGCACUCGUCUAUCCGGACCCCCGGACUCCCGCCUAUAGGAUGCGUGACAUCGGGUCGACUUGCAGUGGAAGCAAAGGCCCGGACGACGCCAAGACUCUGGCCGAAGCGCGCUUCCAAAUCGGCGACUAUUUGGAUAUCGCUAUUCAGACGCCCAACGAUCGAAUGGGCGAUCGAAUGGGUGACCGCCGGCCGCCGCUUAACCGCAGGAAUGAAGGCUUCGCCGGCAGACGCGACGAUGGCUUUGCCGGCAGACGUGAUGAAGGAUUCGCCGGUCGAAGAGAUGAUGGCUUUAAUAUGAGACGCGACGACGGUUUCAAUCCACGACGUGAUGAAGGGUUUAACCCCCGAAGAGAUGAUGGGUUUAAUCCGAGACGCGAUGACGGAUACGGCGCCCGUCGAGACGAUAGGCGCGACCGACCCUAUUAGCGAUGGACAGACAUUUCAUCAGUCAUUAU